AUGAAAACAUUUACUUUAUAUUUAAAAAUUUUUACAUUUCUUCUUUUAAUUUGGAUAUUCCAUUGUUUUUACAACUAUGAUUCCAAUAAGUCAUUGAUUAAUAGAGAUAUAUUACAAACAAAAAUUGGAUUAAAACACAAAAGAAUGUUAGCAGAUGGUGAUAAAUCAGAAAAAAAAUCAUCUUAUAUUAAAAAACGUGUAGAAUAUUAUCCAUCUGGUGAUAUGGAGAUUGAACUUUAUGAGUUGGUUCAUUUAAUGGAUAUGUAUUUUAAAUUUUAUAACGCUAAUAUUUUAUCAAGGUAUGUAGAAGAAGUUUUAUUUAAAAAAGAAAAUGAAAUGAGAUAUAAAUGUAGAGAUAAAAUAUUGAAUGCCUAUCGAAAGAAUAUUUCAGUAGAAAGGGUACUAGAAUCUUUUAACUGUCUCAUUAGUGUCGUAUUACAAACGUAA
Messenger RNA from Plasmodium gallinaceum, 447 nucleotides. Its product is annotated as fam-g protein. The transcript has 2 exons. Lineage: Eukaryota; Apicomplexa; Aconoidasida; Haemosporida; Plasmodiidae. The coding region runs from base 1 to 447 and encodes 148 amino acids. The record is from RefSeq and is a predicted model, not a curated record.